Solanum verrucosum is the source of this 1429-nucleotide messenger RNA. RefSeq names its product mannan endo-1,4-beta-mannosidase 4. The transcript is spliced from 5 exons. The coding region runs from base 61 to 1266 and encodes 401 amino acids. The record is from RefSeq and is a predicted model, not a curated record. Lineage: Eukaryota; Viridiplantae; Streptophyta; Magnoliopsida; Solanales; Solanaceae. Gene Ontology annotation, molecular function: hydrolase activity, hydrolyzing O-glycosyl compounds.
ACAUCAAACAUAAACCAAUUUCCUCCCUAUUUUUUUUUCUUUUUGCAUUAUUAAAAAAACAUGUUGAUGAAUAACUCAUUCCUCUUCAUUCUUGUUGCUUUUUUAAUAAUAUUUCCACAUGAAUUUAGCAAGCCUACUAGAGCUUUUUCGAAUUAUAAUUUUGUUUAUACAGAUGGAACUCAUUUUGCAUUAAAUGGAAAGUCACUUUAUAUAAAUGGUUUUAAUGCUUAUUGGUUAAUGUAUAUGGCUUAUGAUCCAUCAACAAGAAAUAAAGUUACAAAUACAUUCCAACAAGCUUCUAAAUAUAAAAUGAAUGUUGCUAGAACUUGGGCAUUUUCUGAUGGUGGUUCUAGACCUUUACAAUCUGCACCUGGUGUUUACAACGAACAAAUGUUUCAAGGAUUGGAUUUUGUGAUAUCAGAAGCAAAAAAAUAUGGAAUUCACUUAAUUCUUUCAUUAGUUAAUAAUUGGGAUGCUUUUGGUGGAAAGAAACAAUAUGUAGAAUGGGCAGUGCAAAGAGGGCAGAAAUUAACAAGUGAUGAUGAUUUCUUCACUAAUCCUAUGGUCAAAGGAUUCUACAAAAAUAAUGUCAAGGUUGUGCUUACAAGAGUGAAUACAAUAACCAAAGUGGCAUAUAAAGAUGAUCCAACAAUUCUUUCAUGGGAAUUAAUAAAUGAGCCUCGAUGCCCAUCUGACCUCUCUGGGAAAACAUUUCAGAACUGGAUUAUAGAAAUGGCGGGAUAUUUGAAAUCAAUAGAUUCAAAUCAUCUCUUGGAGAUUGGACUUGAAGGAUUUUAUGGGAAUAACAUGAGACAAUACAAUCCUAAUUCUUACAUUUUUGGGACUAAUUUUAUCUCCAACAAUCAAGUUCAAGGAAUUGAUUUUACCACAAUUCAUAUGUACCCUGAUCAAUGGUUACCAGGUUUAACUCAAGAGGCCCAAGACAAAUGGGCUUCACAAUGGAUCCAAGUCCAUAUAGAUGACUCCAAAUGGUUGAAAAAGCCCUUAUUAAUUGCAGAAUUUGGCAAGUCUUCAAAUACCCCAGGGUAUACUGUUGCAUUGAGGGAUAGUUAUUUUGGAAAAAUAUAUGGAACCAUUUUUAAUUGUGCUAAAAGUGGAGGCCCAUGUGGUGGUGGGCUUUUUUGGCAAAUAUUGGGCCAAGGAAUGGCAAGUUUUGAUGAUGGUUAUCAAGUGGUCUUGCAAGAGAGCCCAUCAACUGAUAGAGUUAUACUCUUACAAUCUCUUAGGCUCUCUAAGCUAUCAUAGAAACAAAAUAGAUCAAGGAUAUAGUAGUAUUUUAAAGAUCUAUGAAAGUUGUUUGUGUUGGUAUAUACUAUCAAUAAUUUGGUUGAGUUAUAGUAUUGGUUUUAAUUCUGUAUAAAGACUAUGUAUAUAUGUUAUAUAUUAUAAUAAAGUCUUUGUUUGAAUA